Messenger RNA from Eruca vesicaria subsp. sativa (arugula), 992 nucleotides. The record is from the annotation of a GenBank genome assembly. Lineage: Eukaryota; Viridiplantae; Streptophyta; Magnoliopsida; Brassicales; Brassicaceae.
AUGGGAAGACAUUCUUGUUGUUAUAAGCAAAAGCUUAGAAAAGGACUUUGGUCUCCUGAAGAAGAUGAGAAACUUCUCAAUUACAUAACUACACAUGGUCAUGGCUGUUGGAGUUCCGUCCCUAAACUCGCAGGUCUACAGAGAUGUGGAAAGAGUUGUAGACUUAGGUGGAUAAACUACUUGAGACCAGACUUAAAGAGGGGAGCAUUCUCUCAAGAUGAAGAAAGCUUGAUCAUUGAGCUUCAUGCUACUUUAGGGAACAGAUGGUCUCAGAUUGCAACUCGGUUACCAGGAAGAACAGACAACGAGAUCAAAAACUUUUGGAACUCAUGUCUUAAGAAGAAGCUGAGAGUAAAAGGCAUUGACCCAACAACACAUAAGCCCUUCAUAAACGACCUUCAAACUCUUAACGUCAUAGAUCAGAAGUUGCCGUCAUCAAAAACUUCAGAAGUAGUUAAGUCAAUGGGUUUGAUAAAGGACGCACAUGAUCAGUCAAUGGUCGUCUCAUCACAACCAGAUCCUUGGUGGUUCCCGGAGACAACUACUACUACGGCUAAUCAAAACGCUGCGUUUUGCUUCAGUUCAAGUACUAUGCCAACGGUUUCAGACCAGAUGACUUCAAACUUCAACUACUUCAGGAAUACAGUUCCAUCUCAGAGCAACAGUAUUUACAGUGCUUUCUUUGAACAUAACCAAAGCUCGGAAACUGGUUUAGAAGCAGAAGUGAAGCCAGACAUUGCCAAGUACUACUUGGGAUCAUCAUCAUUAAACGAAAGCGCUGCGAGAUUACUGCAUGAUGCUGACGUGGAUUUGUACGGUAAAAAUAUCCAGAAGCUUAAUAACAUGGCGUUUGAUCAGAGCCUUUAGAUUAUUAACAUGUGAAAGAAAUCGAAAUAGUAUUUUUUUUUUGUACAUAUAUGCUUUUGGCUGUGUAAAUUUUCUCCUCGUGUUUUAUUUUUAACGUGGUUAGAUGUAAUUAAUAUUUCUACAUA